This is a messenger RNA of Moneuplotes crassus, 2376 nucleotides long. Lineage: Eukaryota; Ciliophora; Spirotrichea; Euplotida; Euplotidae. The record is from the annotation of a GenBank genome assembly.
UUAUAAUCAUCGUUAGAAUGGCAGACCCAAAAACUUUAUGAGACAAGGAGGAUUAUUGUAAUUAUGAUGAUACUCCAGAAUUUGAGAGGUCCAAGCUGUAUCUCUGUCAGGAAGGGGAAGAGAAAUAAAUCGCCACAAAUGCCACCGAUAUUUACGCCUAAAUAAAAGAGUGGAGAAGUCAACUGAGCGUUACUCAACCAGCAAGUUUAGUUUCUCCUCAAAUGCCAAGCUCAAAGGCUUUACUCAGGAAGCUCUUUGCCAGAGUAUUGAACUGCUCCAACUGGAGAUAAAAGAUGUAAAGGAGCGAGAGAAAGCUCAGGAAGAUAUGUAUAAAUAAGAUCAUCGACGCUUUGAAGUCAGAAAUUGAAAACAGCGAUAUCGCCAAGCACAUCGAGAUAAUUAACUAUAUGCAUAAGACUGAGGUGACCCAUCUCAACAAGCGGUUUGACACCCAGAUUGGCAUGAAAGACAAGCACAUCAAGGAACUUGAGGAUAAAAUAUAGAUAGUUUGAAAGACAAGAACAAAUCUCUCGAGACCACCCUACUCUCUAAGACCAAGGAAUUUGAAAUAUGCACUAAGGAAGGGGAGGCCAAGAUGAAGGAGAUGGAGAUCAGGCUCAAGUCACAUGAUGACCAGCGUCAGGAAUUUAUAGACAAGAUCAACCCAGAAAUCAAGCAGCGUGAGAGCCAUCUUAUAUACGAGUUUGAAAAUGAACGCAAGCGCAUUAAAAGUAACUAUGAGGAUAGUAUUAAGUCCUUAAGGACCAUGUUGGAGAGCGAAAGGCAUAAAUAUUCCAAUAAGCUAGAGAAAUCGAAUGAAACUAUUCAAAAGCUUACAAAGAAGCUUGCAGAGUACAGAAGUUAUAAGGAGAAGGAAAGUAAAGAGCUCAAUAAAAAGCUCAAACAGUCUUGUAGUAAAUGAAAGAACUAUGAGGGUCUUUUAGAGACCAUGGAGGCAAUUGAAAUGGAAAAGGACGACGCAUAUAAUAAGAUAGCCAUGCUAGAGGGAGAAAUAAUGCAACUUAAGGCUCUGAGGUCUAUUAGUCUAAAUAAAUCUCCAGAUAGGAAACAUGCAAGUCAUAAAAAGGUCGAAGAAACUCAAGGGAUAAAUUCAUCUGAUCUCUCUUGACCAAAAACACCGCCUUGUUCAAGCCCAAUUCAAGAUCCAAAGGUGUAUCAAAAAUACAGAGAUUUUCAGAACAAGUUUACUAAAACCCAGAAGAUGUCUGUUUAUCCCUCUCAGAAGACAAUCGGUCAAGGAUCAAUUGAAUUCACCAAUAGCUUAUCACUUUCAAAGAAGUUUGACUCUAAACCUCAGGCUGAAGGUGUAAAAUCCCUCUCUAGGGAGAGAAACAUAAGCAAGAGUAGGGUUCAGGAUGCUAAAUGAGUGCCUCUUUCGACUCUUUCUACUCUCUGCAAGCCGAUAAAUACCAUUAGUUCCCAAGAAAGGGCCAGGAAUACUGAAGAAAGUACAUCUAUCUGUCUUGACAAGCAUCAGGAUUUCAGUUCCAGAAAUGAAAAUAUGUAUUCCGAGCCUAAGUCAGAUCUUCUCAAAAAGAAGGAGUCCAAGCUGAACAUCGACUCUGGAAGAAGAGGCUCAGAGCACGAAACACUUAUUGCAAGUCCCUUCAGUAAUCUCUGUAGGAAAGCCUGAUUGAAAAGUAUAUCGGGCCGAAAAUGAAAACGAAACCUGGCAAUUUGAACAUGCCGAAAAUGAUAUCAACUCAAAUGACUGCAAGGCUCAAUAAAUUAAACCCUGAGUCAAAGGAAAACAACUCGAUCACGACUAGAGAGGAUCUUGAGGAUUUUAACAACAAGUUUGUGAAUAAGUACCAGAUCUCUGUCUGAGGAGCAAACUCCUUAGAAGACAGUAAAGAUCCGAGUCUGAUUAACUAUGGAAGCAUUAACCAUCCUAGUGAGGAACACCGGAAGGUCUCUACUGUUAAGAAUUUGAAGAAAUCGUUAAAUUUUAAAUUUCCUAGUAGAAAACCUAAUAAGAAAAUCCUAAGAAAUAGUGAGAGUAUGAUGUCUAUUAAGGAAAACUACAAUAAUUCCUUAUUUCAGAAGGUCAAAAAUGAACGGAAAUAAGGACAAAAGUAGGAAGAUUGGGAGGAAAUCAGCCUCUAUAACAGAUAUCCCAGCUCCUGAGUCUGAGGACAACAAAUCUCACACUCCUAGCCAGAGGACUUUGAUAGAGAGUUAUCUUUGAGGAAAUAUUAAGUCGUCAAAUGAAAAUUUUCAUAGCAAGAAAACAAGUAUUAAGAGCAUGUUAGAUUUGAACCAGUAUUCUUCGAAUAGGGUUUUGGAGAAUGGCAGUCGGUUGUCUAACCAGAUGCCUACCUUCUCAAUUGAGGUUCCGAAGCCAUCCAAAGAGUC